Molecule: messenger RNA, 1122 nt
Organism: Iphiclides podalirius (scarce swallowtail)
Lineage: Eukaryota; Metazoa; Arthropoda; Insecta; Lepidoptera; Papilionidae
Source: the annotation of a GenBank genome assembly
AUGGAAUACGCGACAAACUGGCGAUACGAAAAUGGCGAUCAUCCUCGAGUUCAGUGGAGUGUUGGAGAAGUGACCGGCGUUCUCGUGGGAAGCGCAAGCAUCGUCGAAAGAGGAGCCGCAGUCGUGAGCACCAGCGUGAACGUGGUUCGAGCGGUAGCAUCAAGAAGCGUAGCAGGCAGUGUGAGGAAUCGAGGUCCGUGGCAAGCGGCGAUCGUUAUGCACCCCCACUUCACACGUACCGUAAGGAGCAUCAUAGAAGAAUUCCGUACCUGCGACGACCUGCCAGCGCUUAGUUCUAGAUACACUAUAAACCUAACUAACAACCUCAGAAGAGUAAAAAAGAGGGCGUUGACCUUUUGGUUCGUCAUUUAUAGCAACUGCAUUCUGUAUAUACUCAAGCCGCACGUGAUACCGGGUCGGCACGUCAUGGAAGAUUUCUUUAUACUCUAUGGCUUGGAGCCGAUGUUCGAAACGCCCAACUACGAAAUCGCUUUGUUCACACUAUCCGCUAGCUCGGUCUUCAUCGGGCACCUCACGUCUAACAUAACGGCCUUCCACAUCGCAAUAACGGGCUACGUGGAAGCGCAGAUGCUGGCUUUGAGCGAGGAACUAGUCCACUUGUGGGACGACGUCGUAAACGAGCAUCAAGAUGCGUUGAAUACAGAUAAAAAGAUUCUCAACGAUUCGGUGAAGAAACGUCUGAAGGAUAUAAUAGAGCGGCACGCGGUUAGCUUGAAUCUGCACAGACGUGUCGACAGUCUCUUUAGGGUCGCGAUCGCGAUUGAGUUCUUGUUGCUGGUGCUGGCGUUGACGGCGGAGCUGUUAGGUGGCUUGAAGAACACUUACAUGGAGGUGCCUUUCGCGAUGUUGCUAGUAGCGACGGACUGCUGGACGGGCCAGAGGGUCGUGGACGCCAGCGACACCUUCGAGGCGUCAGUAUACGACUCAAAGUGGGAGAACUUCAACAAGGAGAACAUGAGGACGGUAUUCCUGAUGGAACUAAUGGUGCAACGCACCCUAACGAUGUCAGCUGGUGGCGUCGCCAUGUUGGACCGGGCCUGCUUCAUGUCUAUCAACAAGUACAUCUACUCGACUUAUACCACGUUGGAGUCGGUUAUGAAA